Molecule: messenger RNA, 1758 nt
Organism: Humulus lupulus (European hop)
Lineage: Eukaryota; Viridiplantae; Streptophyta; Magnoliopsida; Rosales; Cannabaceae
Product: integrin-linked protein kinase 1
Exons: 12
Coding region: 130-1509 (459 amino acids)
Biological process (GO): protein phosphorylation
Molecular function (GO): protein binding; protein kinase activity; ATP binding
Source: RefSeq, a predicted model, not a curated record
AAUAUUUCCUUACUUUUCCCAAUAAAACCGUCCCGAAAUAUUAAGCUCAAAAAGAGAGAACAUUUUCCAAUUUUAUUUUUGGUGUUUUUCGAUUUCUGAUUUUGAAUUUGGAUUUGGAUUUGUGAAGUAAUGGAGACUAAAACGACGGCGUUGAGGUUCACACUGGGGAAGCAGUCUUCGAUGGCGCCGGAGCGAGCUGGUACGGAUGCGAAGCUCGACCAAGACGACGACGAAGACUCGGUGCGGAUCGAUCCCAGAGUGAAGCUCAUGUACUUGGCUAACGAAGGUGACCUCGAUGGGAUUCAGGAGCUUUUGGACUCCGGGAUCGACGUUAAUUUCCGUGAUGCUGAUGGUCGGACGGCUCUGCAUGUCGCCGCUUGUCAGGGCUUGAGCGACGUUGUUCAGUUGCUGCUUGAUCGUGGUGCUCAGCUCGAUACCAAAGACCGAUGGGGUAGCACUCCUUUUGCAGAUGCAAUUCAUUACGAACACGAUAAAGUAAUCAAGCUUUUGGAGAAGAGUGGCGCAAAGCGUGUGAUGUCUUCUAUGCAUGUUGAACAUGCCCGUGAGGUUCCUGAAUAUGAAAUUGAUCCAAAGGAACUUGAUUUCACCAACAGUGUUGAAAUUGAUAAGGGAACUUUCCGAAUGGCAUCGUGGCGUGGAAUUGAGGUUGCUGUGAAAAAGCUUGAGGAGGGAGUCAUUACAGACGAUGAUAAAGUACGGGCAUUUAGAGACGAACUCGCGUUGUAUCAGAAGAUAAGGCAUCCGAAUGUAGUUCAAUUUCUAGGCGCUGUGACUCAAAGUAGCCCAAUGAUGAUUGUGACGGAGUAUUUACCCAAGGGAGACCUUAGAGCAUUUUUAAACAGAAGAGGAGCAUUAAAACCAGCAUUAGCUGUGAGAUUUGCACUGGAUAUUGCAAGGGGAAUGAAUUAUUUGCACGAGAAUAAGCCAGAACCAAUUAUUCACCGUGAUCUUGAGCCUUCAAACAUAUUACGCGAUGAUUCUGGGCACCUGAAAGUAGCGGACUUUGGAGUUAGCAAAUUGCUGACAGUUAAGGAGGAUAAGCCUCUGACAUGUCAAGAAACUUCCUGCCGAUAUGUGGCUCCAGAGGUUUUUCAAAGUGGAGAAUAUGAUACAAAAGUUGACGUCUUCUCAUUUGCUUUAAUUCUACAAGAGAUGAUUGAAGGCUGUGUACCAUUUUCAGCAAAGCAAGAUACCGAUGUUCCUAAACUAUUUUCUUCAAGCAAACGCCCACCUUUUAAGGCUCCGGCUAAGCAUUAUGCACAUGGGCUUAAAGAGUUAAUCGAGGCCUGUUGGGAUGAGAAGCCAGCUAAGAGACCAACAUUUAGAGAAAUAAUAACAAGGCUCGAAGCCAUACACAACACUGUCGUUCACAAGAGACGUUGGAAGGUUAGGCCACUGAAAUGCUUUCAAAAUCUAGAAGCCCUAUUAAGGAAAGAUCAUUCCAGUUCAAGCACCCGAUCAUCGCGAUCUUCCACCAGCAGCUUAUAAAAAUACCAGCAGUGGUGAAUUUUCUUUUCCAGCUCAAUUACGAUUCGAUUGUUUCAUAAAAAAUUAGCCAAGAUUUUCUUUUCUGUGUAAUCCAUCUGAAAUGUCUCUUGAAAAAAGAGUGAUCUGUUUUGAUAAAUUUCAUUUACUCACUUCCUCUGAUUUUCUGAUUUGAUAAUCACUUGUAGCAUAUUAGCUUGUUUAUGUAAAUUAUCAGCUGUUUAAUAAUACAUAUAUUUUUUCUCCCAUUAA